Xiphias gladius (swordfish) is the source of this 1611-nucleotide messenger RNA. RefSeq names its product proteasome subunit alpha type-6-like. Gene Ontology annotation, biological process: ubiquitin-dependent protein catabolic process. Gene Ontology annotation, cellular component: cytosol; proteasome core complex; proteasome core complex, alpha-subunit complex. Bases 437 to 1177 code for a protein of 246 amino acids. Lineage: Eukaryota; Metazoa; Chordata; Actinopteri; Istiophoriformes; Xiphiidae. The record is from RefSeq and is a predicted model, not a curated record. The transcript is spliced from 7 exons.
CCAUUCAACCCUCCCACUAAUUAUUUAUGCUGACAUGUCUUUAAAAUCGAAUCCUUGUGUCUUUUGAGGAGGGCUCCUCCUGAUUCGCGAUAAUACCCCCCCCACACACACACACACAGGUGAAAGCAGACAGGGACCAGUCUAACUGGUAAAUUCACUUGACUUCCUCAUUGGUGCCGUCCGAUAAUGAAGAGUGAGGCCGGUCACGGAGCUUCACCCCACGGCCUGACAACAACUGAAAGAGAAAGUAAAAGUCUGUCGGGGAAGUAACUCCAUUAUCCUGCAUUUGGCUCAGAGGCAGCACGGGCAUGCUGUUUCUUCUUAACUAACAAUUAAAAAGUAAAUAGCCAUCCAUUAUUCUGGUAGAUAUAAAGAUACGUUCAGCGCAGUGAAGUUCAUCUGAGGUCACGAGAGGGGAAAAAAAAAAAAAAAAAAAAUGUCCCGAGGUUCCAACGCAGGUUUCGACCGACACAUCACCAUUUUUUCACCGGAGGGUCGCCUCUACCAAGUCGAGUAUGCCUUCAAAGCAGUCUCCCAGAGCGGGUUGACGUCUGUGGGGAUCCGGGGGACAGACACCGUUGUGGUGGUUACACAAAAGAAAGUGCCUGACAAACUGCUGGACUCUUCCACCUUGACCAACAUGUUCAAAAUAACCCCUCGCAUCGGCUGUGUGAUGACUGGACACAAUGCGGACAGUCGUUCUCAGGUUCACCGGGCGCGGGUGGAAGCAGGAGAAUGGAAAUAUAAGUUUGGUUAUGACAUCAACGCAGACGUGUUGUGUCGCAGAUUGGCUGAUAUCUCCCAGGUCUACACACAGAAUGCUGAAAUGAGACCUCUAGGCUGCUGUAUGAUCAUGGUGGCUAUCGACCCCCAGUUGGGACCUGUCCUGUAUAAAUGUGACCCGGCAGGUUACUACUGCGGCUUCAGAGCCACAGCAGUCGGGGCCAAGCAGACAGAGGCCAACAGUUACCUGGAGAAGAAACUUAAGAAAAAGCCUGCACUAACCCACGACAGGACAGUACAGAUGGCUAUAUCCUGUCUAUCCUCUGUCCUGUCCGUGGACUUCAAGGCCAGUGAGCUGGAAAUCGGCAUGGUGACCAAAGAAAAACCUAUGUUCAGGAUGCUGUCGGAGGAAGAGAUAGAAGCCCACCUGGUUGCCAUAGCAGAACGGGAGUAAAAGUGCCUUCGCAAGCAUCAGACCCUUGUUCAUCAUACUAUUUCAUUUUCAGUGUGCUUGAUUAUUUAACAACACUGUUAGCAACAGCCUGAAGUACACAGGUACACUGUGUGCCAAGAGAGGUUAACCAUGCACAACUGAAGAAGAAACUGAUUUAAGUUUGAUUCAUAGUGAUUUACCAGACAUUUCCAGUAUUUUUCAAAAUUCAAUACAAUGUACAAGCGUGAUGUUCAAUUCUCUGGUGCAUUAAACCAUCUGCAGAGUAUGACACCCUUUGCUUUUGCUAGGAUGUGCACAGAAUAUUUGUCAUACAGCUUAAUUUAAUACUGUAUGUUUAUAACAAUACUGUUGUAAAAAUUGCAAUAAAAAUGUCCAUCUGAGUUACUGUCAACCCCUUUAAAACACCUGUCAUAAUAAAAUUGAAUAGAAAAGAA